Molecule: messenger RNA, 1165 nt
Organism: Lolium rigidum
Lineage: Eukaryota; Viridiplantae; Streptophyta; Magnoliopsida; Poales; Poaceae
Product: inositol-tetrakisphosphate 1-kinase 5-like
Exons: 1
Coding region: 1-1035 (344 amino acids)
Biological process (GO): inositol trisphosphate metabolic process
Cellular component (GO): cytoplasm
Molecular function (GO): inositol-1,3,4-trisphosphate 5-kinase activity; inositol-1,3,4-trisphosphate 6-kinase activity; inositol-3,4,5,6-tetrakisphosphate 1-kinase activity
Source: RefSeq, a predicted model, not a curated record
AUGGCCGCCGCCGCCGCCGCCGAUACCUCCUCCGCCGACACCCGCCGCUACGUCGUCGGCUACGCGCUCGCGCCCAAGAAGCAGAACAGCUUCAUCCAGUCCUCGCUCCUCUCCCGCGCCGCCGCGCGCGGGAUGGACCUCGUCCCCGUCGACGAGGCGCGGCCCCUCGCGGACCAGGGCCCCUUCGACCUCGUCAUCCACAAGCUCUACGGCCACGACUGGCGCGCCCAGCUCCAGGCCUUCUCCGCCCGCAACCCGUCCGUCCCCGUCGUCGACCCGCCCCACGCCAUCGACCGCCUCCACAACCGCAUCUCCAUGCUCCAGGUCGUCUCCGAGCUCGACGUCCCGCCCAGCGACGCCGCCCACCACCACCGCCACACCUUCGGCAUCCCCAGCCAGGUCGUCGUCUACGACGCCGCCGCGCUCACCGACUCGGGCCUCCUCGCCGCGCUCCGCUUCCCGCUCAUCGCCAAGCCGCUCGUCGCCGACGGCAGCGCCAAGUCGCACAAGAUGUCGCUCGUCUACCACGGCGAGGGCCUCCGCAAGCUCCGCCCGCCGCUCGUCCUGCAGGAGUUCGUCAACCACGGCGGCGUCAUCUUCAAGGUCUACGUCGUCGGCGCCCACGUCACCUGCGUCAAGCGCCGCAGCCUGCCGGACGUCUCCAAGGAGAUCCUCGAGGACACCGCCGCCGAGGGCACCGUCUCCUUCUCGCAGGUGUCCAACCUCCCCACGGCGCGCAACGCCGAGGAGUACUACGAGGACCUGCGGCUCGAGGACGCCGUCAUGCCGCCCACCGAUUUCGUCAACGAGAUCGCUGGCGGGCUACGCCGCGCGCUCGGCCUGCAGCUCUUCAACUUCGACAUGAUCAGGGAUGUCCGCGCUGGGGACCGCUACCUCGUCAUUGACAUCAACUACUUCCCCGGCUACGCCAAGAUGCCAGGCUACGAGAUUGCCCUCACAGAUUUCUUCUGGGAGAUGGUUCACAAGGACGAUGAUGUGGCCCUCAAGGAGAGCAAGCCCACUGUCGUCAAAUGAGAUGAUGGAUUCAGGAUGCCAUGGUCGCGCAGACUUGCAAUUCUUGGAUGUCUGGGUAAUGCGAGGGUGACAUUGCAAGACUUGAGAGGAAUAAUGAGCAACAAUUUAGGAUGGGGAGCUACGUUUAUUA